ACGUCACCCUGGCGAAAGGUGCGCUCACUGGUCACUUCUCCCUUUAUACAAACUUACAAGCGGCAAAAGUACCCAUGGAUUCAGCUGGCUGGUCAUCAAGGAAACUUCCUCGCCGGUCAGAUGCAGGGCACUAUACUGAAGAAGAAGAGCGGCAAUGAGGACAAGUGCUUCCAGGCGCUCAUGGAGGAUGAGCUGCGCCACUUUGUGCCGCACUUUAAGAAUGUCGUCCACAUGAAUGGAGAGAGUUACAUUGAACUGGAGGACCUGCUGGCCUCCUUCAGCAAUCCCUCCAUCAUGGACAUCAAGAUGGGCAUUCGUACCUACCUCGAGGAGGAGCUGAUUAAGGCGGGCGAGAAGCCAAAGCUGCGCAAAGACAUGUACGAGAAGAUGGUCGCCAUUGACCCGCGAGAGCCCACCGAGGAGGAGCACGCACUGCGGGCGGUCACCAAGCCGCGGUACAUGGUCUGGCGGGAGUCGAUCAGCAGCACCUCAACACUGGGCUUUCGCAUUGACGGCGUCAAGUUGAGACAGAAUGCGGCGGCGGUGGCGGCGGCAGCCGCGGCUGGAAACGGAAACUCCGCCGAGUGCGAAAACAACCGCACGAAUAAGGACUUUAAGCGGACCAAGACGGAGCAGUCGGUCAGCUCGGCCAUUCUGCAGUUUGCCGAAGAGAAACCGGAGUGCAUU
Molecule: messenger RNA, 687 nt
Organism: Rhagoletis zephyria (snowberry fruit fly)
Lineage: Eukaryota; Metazoa; Arthropoda; Insecta; Diptera; Tephritidae
Source: RefSeq, a predicted model, not a curated record